Trypanosoma rangeli is the source of this 531-nucleotide messenger RNA. RefSeq names its product retrotransposon hot spot (RHS) protein. Lineage: Eukaryota; Euglenozoa; Kinetoplastea; Trypanosomatida; Trypanosomatidae. The record is from RefSeq and is a predicted model, not a curated record. Bases 1 to 531 code for a protein of 176 amino acids. The transcript has a single exon.
AUGACGUGCAACUUCAAGGGCUGGGAGGCGCUGUGGGAAAAGAUGAAGUGGGAGAUCAUUUACAUUCAGCACGCUGAGAGCACGCCAAUGACGGGAAGGCGGGAUUGCCAUGUCACGGAGGGAGAAAAGGAGGUGCCGAGACUUCAGGUUGCCAGAGACUUUUGGGAGAGAAGGGUGGAGCAGUGCCAGGUGCAGCUUGACGCGGAGCUGGCUGCCCAGCUGAUUGUUGCUGCCAGCGAAGGCCGCUCAGGACAAGUGACAGGGACGUGGAGUGUGUUUGGGAAUUCUAUUCCCUGCUCGUGUGUUACAUGGUGUUGUAUGGGUUUGUGUUGUUUCAAGACAUUGUUUCAGUGCGUUUCUUUCUUGGUGGGGAAGGAAGGGUGGCGGCAUGGCUGGGAGUGGGGGAGAGGCGAGUUGUAUUAUUAUUGUGGUUGGUGUAGUGGGCGGAGUGGCGGCUUCCUCGUGUGUAUUGCAGCGGGGGUGGGGUGCUUUGCUGAGAGAAGGCGGUGGGGGGAGUGUGCCACCCGCUAA